Funneliformis geosporum is the source of this 285-nucleotide messenger RNA. The record is from the annotation of a GenBank genome assembly. NCBI's taxonomy places the organism in Eukaryota, Fungi, Glomeromycota, Glomeromycetes, Glomerales, Glomeraceae.
AUGAUGAUAUUCUUAUUAAGAACCUGUUCGUCGAUUACGAUAUUUUCGGAAGGAUUAUUUAAUGGCAGCGGGCCUUUAGACACUUGUAAAAGUCAUCCUAUAUUCUAUUGGACUGUACCAUUUUUCCAAGAUGAUGGAUUGGCUAUGUCCUUCUCCUGUCGACGUUGGAACGAGACCGUUUUUAAUAAUUAUAAAUUACUUGAAAAUUUAAUUAAGGGAGGAGAAAAUCCGAGCAUUUUAUUUAAGCAUCAAAUUAAUGCAAUGCCUAUGGCAACAAUACUCUAG